Messenger RNA from Phoenix dactylifera (date palm), 1528 nucleotides. RefSeq lists its product as uncharacterized. NCBI's taxonomy places the organism in Eukaryota, Viridiplantae, Streptophyta, Magnoliopsida, Arecales, Arecaceae. The record is from RefSeq and is a predicted model, not a curated record.
UGCGAGGGAUAUAAUUUAUAGGAAAUCGCCGACCCCCUCCACUCUUCGUUCUUGUUCUUGUAUCAUCAUCAUCGUCUCUUCUUCUCCCUCACCUCGUUUCCGUAAUCUAAUCUCCAGGGAUUCGUUUCGUGGAUCCAUCAAUCUUCUGAAUCGAAGGCGUCCAUCAUCAUGGCGAAGAAGAGGAAGUCGGACGCGACGCGGCUGGACGAGGUGGAUCGGAGCUUGUACUUGACCUUCUGCAGCGCGGCGAACUCGUUGUCUCAGAUUUACACGCAGGCGAUGGCGCAGCAGAAGCUCUCCUUCCAGGCUGGAGAGCGCCACGCCCUGGAAAAACUCUACCAGUGGAUUUUGAGACAGCAUGAGGAAGGGGCAAUAGUGACUGCAGCAGAAGUCGUUGCUUAUUUGCAGAAUGAGAUUGAUUAUGGGGGAGAGGAUGCGUCAAUGUCUCCAAGACUGCAAUUUCCUAGCCAUCCUCAAACCACAAUGCACUUUACGAACACAAACAUCCAGGCCUCCUCUGGUGUGUCUGGACCAGCAACAGUUGUAAUUGCCCCUCGGACUGGACACUCUGAUCAAACGAAGAACUCGAUUUUCUCAAAUGCUCUCUCCAGUCCUGUUCGUCACAGCCUUCAGCCUUAUAACCUAGCACAGGAUGGAGGAUAUUAUCCAAAUUGUGCCUUGCUAAAUGGCAGUGGAACUCGGAACCAUGAAGUUGUCUUUCCCAAUCAAAUCCGUGGCUCUAACUCCCUCAAUUCCAAUGACACAUCUAUGGAUAUGCAUUCAGAUAGUCCAUCACACGAGUCCUAUUGAUACUUUUCAGAAAAGCUGCAUCGCUUCUUUGUUGUUAGCCCCGGUAACCCUACCUGCGGUUACUUUUCUGCAACUCCUUCCUCAAAAAACUUGGUAAACGUAAAUCAUGAAGGUGCUCCAAUUGUGAGGUCUGCAUGCUGGAGUGUUUGUGGAGGCAUCCAAAAAGUACAUUUAUCUCAUGGAGCUCCAUGCACCCUGAGAGUCAAAGCCAUUGUUAAUUAUAAGCUUCUUAGUUUCAGCUGCUGUCAGCCUAAUUCUAUGUAAAAAAUGGCCCCGAUUUGUGUGUGUGUGUGUGUGUGUGUGUGUGUGUUUUAAAGCUGUUUGCUAUUUUUUCGUGUUUAUGGAUCAUAUGAAUUUGGCGAACUUGGUAGGUAGUAUAUUUGGUCUGUGUGAUGAUCCUGCGAAUCAAGUAGAUAUCCAGCAAACACGGCUCGGUUGAAGCAGCAUUUUAUGUCCAUGGAUGCGUGUUUGAAACAAGAAGCUUGGUCCUUGGUUUGUCGCUCAAUCUGUUCAGUGCAGCUUGCUGCAAUGAAGAAUCUCUCUGCAUCUUAUUCAACAGAAGAUGGUUUAAUGGUUGAUUUGCAUCUCUAGUUUGGUUUUUUCCUGUUGUGGACGCUGAAGAUUUCAUUUGCUUCCUGUUGUUUUCUUUCCUGUUUUAUUCACUCUCUUGGUAUUUGCUUAGGCGAAAACAUUUUCCGUAACCUGGCUAUCUUUUAUA